AAUAGAUAUACACUUUAUCUAUGAAGAAUAAAUCACAUUGUCACAUUGUCAUUUCAUGAGAAGAGGUAACAAAUAUUUUAUUCCAACUUUAUGGGCAACAGUGAAUACACAAACAUACAUUCAUGUCCCCACACAUUCAUAUAUGCAUAGGCCUACUUCUACUUUCACACAUAUGCAUGCAUGCAUGCUUCCAUCUAUGCAUUACUGAAGAAGACUGAGUGAAAAUUCUAUAAAUGUAUUUGCAGUAAGAGAUCAGACCAAGCUUAUUUUAACUGUUGUUUGUUUUUCAACCAUAGAGAAUGGAUCCUAAAUUUAGGAAGAGGGGAGACGGUCUUGCCAGCCUCUGUGAUACAGAUGAUGCCAAGAAAAUUAAGGGAGAGAAAAGGCCAUGGGCCCGAGCUUUGUCCCCAGAUCGCGUGAAAGAGGCAGCAAGGGUGGCUGUUCUGAGUCGUGGUGGAGACACCAACAAUGAGAAGCAUCUCCUGGGCCAAUAUCAGCUGCAGUUUGGAAUUUUCCGGGGUCAAACGUUUCAGUGGUUGGCUGAGAAUGCGCUGGGCUAUGCUGGAUAUGUGGUGGCAUCAAUGUCGGAGGAAUCAGGAAGCUCUGAUUCUCAUAACCACCUCGUCAAUAAAAGAGCCUUGCUGAAGUAUAUUUCGCUGUAUCCGGAGGGACGUUAUGCCAUUCAGUUUAAGAUGGAGGCGAGAUCCACAAGUCAGCGUAAACCAGCCACCUCCACACAGCCCUCCACCUCAUCACAGCCCUCCACCUCAUCACAUCCAUCCACCUCAUCACAACCAUCCACCUCACCACGACCAUCCACCUCAUCACAUCCAUCCACCUCAUCACGACCAUCCACCUCACCGCGACCAUCCUCAGUGCCUGUAUCCUCCCUGCGGUCAUUGUUGACAGGGAAAGGCGUGUCCCAGCAGAGCAUCCACAAGUCUGUCAAGAGGCUGUUUAUGCCACCAAAGUUUCAUCCAUCUGCUCCUACUGUGUCCCCUGCUGGAUCCACCAUGAAAACAGAGCCCACAGACACGGUGCCAGCAGAUUUAGCUCCCAGUGAGCAUGAGCCCACUGACAGCGAACUUCUGCUGUCAGUUCAAGAGAUGGAGUCACAAAUGCCACAGAACAGAAUUUGCCUGCCCGCUGGUUGGAUCCCUGCCCUGCCAGAAGUUGACCAGCGCUGGAUUUCUAAGGCCCUGUUCCGGUGGUCACGGUUUAACCAACCUGAGCUGGACCUUGAAAAGGUGGACAGAAUGUGGUGGUAUCCACCUCGGCCAUCACUAAACUCCAGUGGUAUUCCAACAUUGGAGCAGUUCUUCGGUCACCCCCUGUUCCUGUGGAUGCCAAGGAAGCUUUGGCGUGUGCGGUUGCUCUGUCCACAUCCAGACUGUGGCAAGUCAGAGCUUACCUCUGCUGGACUACAUCAGAGAGUCAGGCAGGUGAUUGGAGUCAGCAGCUCUUACUUCUUGGCAUCUGAAUAUCUUGCCUGUAAAAGCUGCAAACGAAAGGUGAUCGGUUGGAGCCAUGCCAUCGUCUCCCAGCUAGACAUAGGCCACCGCAUCCAGUUCCCAUGUCUCCUGACUUUCAAGCUGGGAUGCGACAUGCAGGUCGUGCGCCUCAUGCGUCAGCGGGGCUUGGGCAACAGCAGCAGCCAGCUUCAGAAGCAGCUGGAAGAGCAGCAUGCGGAGAGCUGGCUUGGGAGACAAAUUCAGUUUCUCACUGAGUACAGAGGAGUUGCACGUGCCAUCUCCUCUGGCCUGAUUACUCCUGUCCCGCUGGGGGACUUGCCAGCUAUGCCUGCAGUGGCUAAACAUCGCUGGCUGAUGCAGGUUUAUGCCCAGGAUGUCCUCAGCAGGCUGGAUGAAGUGAAGGCCUCCAUCACCUCACUCUUUGGCCAGGUACUGAAGAUGGACUCGACCAAAAAGAUUGUGAGGAAGCUGGCAGGUGAGGCCCGGUCCACAGCUGCUUGGGCCACCAACAUCGGAAAUGAACAUGGGCAUGUGAUCAUGUCCGUUCUCACAGCGAGCGAGGGCUGGGGCCUAAUGAAGAUGGCAGAGGGUCUUGUGAGGCGCUACAAGGACGCAGAGGUGCCACCUCCCGAGAUCCUAUAUGUGGACCGUGACUGCUGUGGGAACUCGCACCUUAAAAAAAUCUUUGGAGCAUGGCCGGGCAUGAGGAUUCAGUUGGAUAUCUGGCACUUUAUGAGGAGGUUUGCGACCGGGUGCACAACUGAUUCUCAUUCUCUAUACACCAGCUUCAUGGCCCAGCUAACCCGGUGCAUUUUCGUGUGGGAUGAGAGUGACCUGCAGCGACUCAAGGCAGCCAAGCGAGCAGAGCUGGAGGCAAGUCUCAUGCGUCCCACAGAGGGAGAUGUGAUACGCCAUAUAAGCAAGGCAGAGAUGCAGCUUCAUUGUCGGAGGACCGUCCGGGAAAGCAGGGAGAUGGAAGCCAUGCUGAAGGAGUUGAUUGAGGCAUAUGAUGGAGAGAGAGGCUGCAACACGCUCGGUGUGCCUCUGAUCAACUCUGCAAGGAUGGCAGAAAUCUGGAAGGCCCAGUGCAAACAUAUCCCCUGCCUCCAGGACCCUCCAGGUUUCCAGCUGUACACACAGACUGGGACAAUGAAGAAGGGUGGUCAUGUGCUGCAAACUUUCCGGUGUGCCAGAGGUUCGACCUCACUGGAGAAUUUCCAUCUGCACAUGAACAGAUUCAUCCCAGGAACCCUCGCAAGUGACACCUUUUUCCAGGCAUAUCUGGUUGAUGGUCUUGCCAGGUGGAAUGAGGAUAGGACCAUGACAGCAGAGGGGACAGCAGGGCCACACUCAUACAGUGGCCUACUUAGGCAUGCAGCCAACCAGCUGUCAGAGGAGGUGCUUGGGAAAAAACUGGUGGAGUACAAAGCCCCCCGGAAAUACACAGGAGAGCUUAUAGGUAUUGAAUACCUAUACAGCCAAAACAAUGUUGCCAUGGAGGACUAUAAGUUGGCCCUGGCAACCCUUGAAACUGAGGACAUCACUGUGGCCGAGGGAGACUCUCUUUUGGAGCAAUUUGAUGUGGAGGAUCCAACUGUUACCACCCUGGACACAAUUUGGCCUCCACAACAGCCCACUCCAUCAGCUCCUGCAUCAAAUGCACCUCCAGCUGCAGCUGGAGCAGUUAGCGACAGUGCCACAACAGCUGCACCUACUGCAACUGGGGCUGCACUGCCUAGCGCACCACUCAGCGAACCUUCUGCUUCCGUCACUGUUGCCACUAUGCAGAGUGCAGCUGUACCUGUGUGCCCCCCAGUUUGUGAGGACAGUGGGAGACCUGCUGGAUCUAAUCCCAGCCUUGGUCCCCAGCUCCAAACCGACACUCCUCAAACCUCUCAGGAUGCGGCAAUGCUCUGCACUCAUCAAGCUCCCCAGCAAGAUGCUCCCAGUGUGGCAGAGGAACAGCCUUCCACAUCAUCAUGCUCCACCAGUCAUGAUGACUCUGUUGGACCAGACAACAUUGAGGGCUUCCAAGCUGUCCAGGACUUGACGGGACACUUGUUCAAAUUAAAAGACCACAGUCUUGCCCUGUCAAGAGAGGAGGCUGCACAUAUUAUUGCCCUAUGGGAGUGUUUGUCAGAGUAUGACAAAAAAAAAACAGUCUACCCUCCACGCUAUCAAGACACAAUCCCCAAAGGGAGAUUCAGGGCCACAAAAAAAAAUGUUGCACCUGGUGUGGAGAGUACAAAGCGAUGCUUUGCAGGAGGGAAAAGCCCAGCGCAGUGGCCUGACUGCAAUCGUGUGUGUGAGGCACUUUUUGUUCAGCUCUGCGAGGAGUAUCGUGGACCCAGGCGCAUCGAUGGAGUCAGGAAAGAGCGUUGGAGCCUUGUCACCAAGGCAUAUCUUCACAUCCGCCAAGUCAUUCUAAAUAAUGCCAUGGUGAUGGAGAAGACCACCAUCCAGCUCCCGGUGAUGAAUACUGCAACCAUCGCUAGUUGGUACUGUAAACUUCAAAAAAAACAGGAGAAGAGCAUGCUGGAGCAAGGCCUCUCUACUCCAAAGAACACUAAUGUGAGCCCAGAGAGCUUGCCUCUUGCAGUUCUGAGUAAAGACAGACCCUGUGUCCCGACCAGCAGUGUGGCAAAUCCCCACAUCUUUGUCCUGCCUCCUAACACGGCAGGGACGGCGCAGCUGAAACAGCGACGGAACCUGCCAGUGGCUCCAGCUGCAAUUCUGCCACCAUUCCUUGCAGCUCUCAAUCAACCUCUUCAUCCUCCCCAGCCUGUACCACAACCUCUCCUGCUUGCACCGCAGCCUCUCCUGCUUGCACCGCAACCUCUCCUGCCUGCUCCGCAACCUCUCCUGCCUGCACCGCAACCUCUUCUGCUUGCACCACAACCUCUCCUGCCUGCACCACAACCUCUGCUCCCUGUGGUUAUUACCAAACCGGCAGCUGAUGUGCCAUACACCACACAGCAGUACCAUAAAAAGAAGAUGCAGCAAGAGGAGAGUGGUGUUAAAAAGCGGAAGUACACUAAAAAGAGUGACGCCAUCAUUUGCAAGCAGUGCAAGAGAGAGCGGGACCCUGCCACCCACCAGCAGUACUUCGGAAAUUGGUACUGCCAAGCCACAGCCACUACAACUCUGGCUGAGUGGAAGGCCUCAUUUGAAGCCCGGGGUUAUGGCAAAAAGAAAGAUGCGCCACCACAAUAAUUUUGUACUUGUAUUUUAUUGUAUUUUAUUUUAUAUUUAUUUAUUGUUUCACUUAUCUAAUAUUAUAUAUAUUCUAUUCUAGUUUGCUGUGUAAAUAAUAAGCUAUUCUAUUUUUUCGAUUAUAUUCUGUUGUGGUACUAUGUGUGUGUAUAUAAGGUAUUCUGUUCUGUUUUAUAUGUAUAUAUUAUUGUAUAUUGCUAUUUGUUAUCUGUUAUAUACACUGUUUCACUGGAGUUGCAUUAUUGUUUACAUGUGUAUAUAUUUAUUAGAAUGCUCACUCUUUUUUUUACUGAUUUUAU
This is a messenger RNA of Solea solea (common sole), 4984 nucleotides long. RefSeq lists its product as uncharacterized. The record is from RefSeq and is a predicted model, not a curated record. The coding region runs from base 300 to 4685 and encodes 1461 amino acids. The transcript is spliced from 10 exons. Lineage: Eukaryota; Metazoa; Chordata; Actinopteri; Pleuronectiformes; Soleidae.